CAGGCGACUUGGUGAACAUCCAAAGUGAAUGAUGUGGACUUGAACGUACAUGUACCUUAUGCAUACCUGACUUCUUCCUUCUGGCAACCUUUGAUGAAACAAUUCCACACAGCUGCACCAGUAUCCUCGAAGCAACACGAUGCGCGAGAACAAGCCGCGUCGACACCUGCCCGCCAGCACAUGACUUGAGACGAGGCUUCUGAGGCAUGGGACAAGGGAAUUCGUCGAUAGCACUGCCAGCUCCUAGUGCUAUCGAGACGUCGGAGCUAUCCGACCUCACCUUUGAAAAGCCACUGGGUGGCGGACGCUACCUACGAACUGUCCGAGCGAGGCAUCACGACGGCAUCGUUGUCGCCAAGGUGUGCACGAAGAAGGGGCCCGAUGUAUCCUUUCAGCAUUAUGUCAAAGCACUGAAACAAGAACGAAGGCUACUCAAGGACAUUCCCAAUGUCUUGCCGUAUGCUCGCAUUCGGGAAACCAGCACUAUCGGUGUUCUUGUGCGGCAGUACAUUCACACUUCCCUGUAUGAUCGAAUCAGCAUCCGGCCGUUUCUGGAAGAUAUCGAGAAGAAGUGGAUUUCCUUUCAGCUCUUGUGUGCGGUCAAGGACUGCCAUGAUCGUGGGGUUUACCAUGGCGAUAUCAAGUCUGAGAACGUGCUGGCCACCUCCUGGGGAUGGGUGUACCUGACAGACUUCGCCUCGUCCUUCAAGCCAGUUUAUCUGCCAGAUUACAAUCCUGCCGACUUCACAGCUUACUACGAUACUACAGGCCGUCGCAUAUGCAACCUGGCGCCAGAGCGUUUCUAUCAAGGCAAGGAGCCGCAGGAGGGCAAUCUGGUCCAGUGGAACAUGGACAUCUUCAGUCUGGGAUGCGUGCUUGCCGAGCUUUUCACAGAGGCGCCCACUUUUACCCUCGAGCAAAUGUACAAAUACAAGCGAGGAGAGUACGAUCCGACUGUAUCAUUGCUGAGUAAGAUCGAUGAUGACCACUUGCGCGCAAUGAUUACUAUUAUGCUCAAGCUCGAGCCAUCAGAUCGUUGGCACGCAGACGAUUAUUUGGAGGAAUACAAAGGCAAGGUCUUUCCUCUUUACUUCUACAAUCACCUGCACACCUUGCUGGGUGAGAUCACAGAUCCGAGUUUUGGUCGAAAGUCCGUGGCUGCGGGCGAUGUGAACAAUGGCCAGGCGGAUGACCGCAUUGAUAAGAUAUACGAAGAUUUCGAAAUGCUCUCUGUAUCGCUGGGUUAUGAAGAUCCAGAGCCACCCAGGUCAGAUAUACCAAGACCGGCCUACCUUCGUGGGCUCUUCCCGCUGCAGAUCGAUCUACCGAACAGACGACAUACUGCUUAUUCAGCUGAAGUUGGUUCCCUAGACCAUGGCACUUUCAUACUCCUCAAUGUCAUCACUGCCUCAAUGCGAAGCUCGGCUCGAGCGGCUACGAAGAUGCGUGCAUGCGAGCUCUUACUAGCUUUUGCAGAGCAUCUCCCUGAUGAAGCGAAACUGGACCGGAUCUUGCCCUAUGUAAUGCCACUCCUCGACGACUCCAACGAGAUGGUACUGGUGGCUGUGCUGAGGACCAUGACGCAACUUCUCGCAUUGGUGAAAGUGGUCUCUCCUGUCAACACCUUCUUGUUCACGCAGUAUAUCUUCCCAAGGCUGCAGUCGUUCGUGAAAAGCAAAGGAUUCACGCAAAAUCCGCUGGUCCGAGCAACAUAUGCGGCUUGCUUGGCGAGCCUGGCCGACACAGCAUCGCACUUCCUGGAUGUCAUGCAGGCGCUGCGGGCUGACGGUUCACUGCCCUCGGUUGAUAGAGACGGCUUAGGUAUAGAUACCGUCGCCAACGCAGAAGCUUUCGAUGCGACUCGUACCGAAAUGCUGGAACAAUUCGAAGGCCAGACCAAAGUUUUCCUCACUGACACUGACAAUGCAGUACGACGGGCAUUUCUGACUUCUGUCUCAAGUCUAUGUGUCUUCUUUGGCGAGGCAAGAUCAGCAGAUGUAAUUCUCAGCCACCUGAACACAUAUCUCAACGACCAGGACUGGCUGCUGAAAUGUGCAUUCUUCAAGACGAUCGUUGGCAUUGCUGUCUACAUUGGAGGCGCCAAUGUGGAAAACUUUGUUCUGCCCCUCAUGCUGCAGGCUCUGACCGAUCCACAGGAGUUUGUCGUUGAGCAGGCACUCAGGUCUUUAGCAACCAUGGCCGAAGUUGGCUUACUGCAACGUGCGAAGACUUGGGAGCUGAUUGACACUGUUGCUCGCUUCGAGAUGCACCCCAAUCUGUGGAUCAAGGAAGCAGCGUCUCACUUUGUCUCGGCAGCCACUACCUACUUGUCGCUGGCAGACGUCCGCAUCCUUGUUGCUCCUCUGAUCCAGCCUUAUCUCAAAGUGCCAGUGGCGAGUCUAACGGAAUGCGAGCUAUUGGACGCAUUAAAGAAACCUCUACCUCGGGCUGUCCUCGAUCUCGCUGCACAAUGGGCCGGCAAGGUGGACAAAAGUGCGUUCUGGAAAACUGCGAGGGAGUCGAAGCAGCUCUCGUAUGCUGCAACAGGUCAGAUGCCACCGCAAUCAUCUGUGACAGAUCUAGGUCCCAAAGCGCUGGCCAAACUGCCCAAAACUGACGAGGACGAACAGUGGCUUGGACGCUUGCGGAACGCAGGCAUGCGAGGCGAGGAUGAAAUGAAGAUUCUGGCUUUCCGAGAGUACUUGUGGCGAUCUGCACAGCGAGCCAAAAGAGAAGACUCAGAAGUGACUGACGCAGUCUACGAGCAAAUCGUGAGCUUGUCUGGCCUCAAGAUUCAGCCUCAGACUGUCAUUUUUGAUUCUGAUCUCAGUGCAUAUGAGCAAAGAGUCGAAAAGCAGAACAGGACUAUAGCAGAAGCCAUUGAAGAGGCAUCGAGGGCUGAAAAUAAGCAGAUCGCUGCUCUCGAGCUAAGCUCUGCGGAGCCUGGCGGAGUUGAUGGCUCAGCACAGUCCGCCAUUCCGAUUCCUGAGACCAUGUCACGACUUCGACAUAACAAAACCGCCAGUCUGUCCUCUUCUCCCAGCACAGGCAUUGGCCUUCUAGGGAAUGUGGAUCAUGCCCUCCGCCAAAAGGGCAAUGCUGGUGGGCUGUUGGGUGGUGUAAACAAAGCACAAGCUGCAGUCGCAACUAAUGACACCACAGCGCAUGGCAAACUUGAUCGGCCUCGCUCAGAAAGCCGGCGCCCGUCGCCGAUGCAGGAGACCGCGGAACACAGGAAGGCUGCGGAGAGGACAGCCAAUCAGCGACAUGGUCACAACUACACUGGAAACGACCCAACAGUGUUGAAAGUGCUCGAUGCAGUGUAUGUUGACAAUUUUCCGCUCGACGCAGCAGACUUUGGCCCUUUUGUUCAAACAGUGAACGGUGCCAUCCCGACGAACGUAAAUCACCCCUUGACAGGACCAUGGAGACCACAGGGACGAUUGAUAGCAGUCCUUGGCGAGCAUACAGCCAGGGUGACACACAUAGCCGUGGCUCCUGAUCAUGUCUUCUUCUUGACUGCAUCAGAUGACAGCUCUGUCAGAGUCUGGGACACUUCACGUUUGGAACGCAAUGUUACGUAUCGCUCUCGUCAGUCCUACAAACUCGAGUCUGGCGUCGCCAUUUCCAGCUUAUGUUUCAUCGAAGCCACCCACUCCUUCGUAUGUACGGGCUCCGAUGGAUCGGUGCAUGUGAUCCGAGUAGACGUCGUCGACUCCCAGGACAAGGGCACGCGAUAUGGCAAGCUUCGUAUCAUCAGGGAGUGGCAAAUACCUACCACACACCCAGCGGGAGAAUAUGCAAUCUGGUCGGAGCACUUCCGAGGUGAAUCGGCAAGUACGCUAGUUCUAGCAACGAACCUGGGCCGUAUCCUUGCAGUCGACUUGCGAUACAUGUCUAUCAUUUGCGAUCUUCAGAACCCUGCGCACCAUGGCAUGCCCACGAGUUUCUGCAUGGGCCGCAAACACGACUGGCUCCUUGUAGGCACAACGUUGGGUAUCCUCGACCUUUGGGACCUGCGAUUCCACUGCAAGUUGCGAUCGUGGACAUUUCCAAAAGCUGCACCAAUUACGCGCCUUCAACUCCACCCAAGCCGGCGAUCCUCAAAACGAAACAGAUUUUGUGUCACGGGAGGUACAGCUCCCGGUGAGAUCACCGUGUGGGACGCGGAGAAGUGCAUCUGCCUGGAGGUCAUCCGAACAGCAUCUUCGCGCGGGGAAGAGAAGAACAACAUACGCGACUAUGAACUGAAGAAUCUGGAUGACGAGAACGUCGAGUCUCUCCUCGGACGUGUUAGUGGGGAAGAUAGCAUUAGUUCUGUGAUUAGCACAGUGACAUUCUUUGGAGCACAGCCUUCAGCCAAGGAUUCGGAUAUCCAACAUCCAUAUGUCAUCUCCGGUGGUCCUGACGGCAAAGUUCGCUUCUGGGAUACGGAGCGUUUGGAAGGCUGUCGACUCGUCUCUGGCGGAGGAGGAGGAGGAGCAAAUGCAUCUCCUCCUUCUGCCGAUGACCCCCACCAAACAUCCUACACCUUCACUCCCCUCGGCAUGGACUGCCGUAUCCUCUCCGAGACCCUCCCAUCGACUGCCGCCGACGGUGGUCUUGCCGGCGUGAGCGCCAGUGUCACCUCUCCAUCUCCCGCUUCAACGAAAAAGUCGACGACGACGACAUCUUCUCCCUCGUCGCAGAAACCUGCUUCGACGAGUCGGUACGAGACGAUUCGAAUGGCGAGUCAGAAUCUGAUGAGUGGACAUCUCGAUACGAUUACCGAUGUCAAAAUUCUCGAGAGACCGUUUGGCAUGAUUUUGAGUGCGGAUCGGAGAGGAAUGGUUUAUGUGCAUCAGUAAAGGGAGGGCAUGACAUGGCAUGAUUGAUUGAUUCAUCGUAAGGCUAGGUAGGUAUAGGUAGGUAGGUAGUUUGUUCAAGAUGACUACCUACCUACUUUUUAGAUACCUAGGUAUACAUGUCACACAUAUCCAAG
Sphaerulina musiva SO2202 is the source of this 4981-nucleotide messenger RNA. Its product is annotated as phosphoinositide 3-kinase regulatory subunit 4. Gene Ontology annotation, cellular component: nucleus-vacuole junction; late endosome; phosphatidylinositol 3-kinase complex, class III, type I. Gene Ontology annotation, molecular function: protein serine/threonine kinase activity; ATP binding; protein binding. The record is from RefSeq and is a predicted model, not a curated record. Lineage: Eukaryota; Fungi; Ascomycota; Dothideomycetes; Mycosphaerellales; Mycosphaerellaceae. The transcript has a single exon. The coding region runs from base 207 to 4847 and encodes 1546 amino acids. Gene Ontology annotation, biological process: macroautophagy; autophagy of peroxisome; late endosome to vacuole transport.